CGCAUUUUACUUUUAGACUCGGUGGCGGAAAAUUCGAUUUUCCAUGCCCAGCCAAAACGGGACUGUUAACUCAGGAAUUAUUCUAAAAUGUAUCGGGCAACUAUUUAAAUAUGUAAAUCGAAACGAGAGCAGGCCGUGUUUUCCCCUUACUUUUUGUGACGCCGUGUUUGUGAUGUGUGAAUAAAAUAUGUGCGCCGUUUGUUGGGCAUAAAUUAGAAAUCAUUAUUUAUUGCACACGUCUGCAGUGCGAAUCAAAACAAAAUCGGAAACGGAGAGAAAGGAGAAAAGUAGCGGGAGAGGAGAGAGUGGUUGCAAGAGAGUGCGAAAAAUAGUGGAAAAGAAAUAACAGCUGCCGGCUGAUUUGUUGCGGAAAAGGAAAACGAAGAACGAAGAAGAAAAAUUUAACUAAUCACAGCAAUUAACGUUAGAAACUGGCAUAGUAGAAGGACAUUAUAGCAUGCCAGGACUAAAAAAGUGAAUACCGCAACACAAUGAGCAAUCGCACGGAGCAGGAUUACGACAGUGCCACUCCGGCGCUGCAACAGCAGAUGAAUCUGGCCCGAAGAGCCUGCUGGAGGCGGAACCAAUCCUCCAGCACUCAGUUACCCCCCCAAAAUACAAUUACAAUUACCAGAGAGGCAGCCAGUCGCCUGGAGUUAGUUAAUCCCGAGAUUGCGAAACAAAUCGAUGCAGAAGCUCAACCACCGAGAGAUGAAACCAAAACAAGAUUAGAACCACAAACUGCAACCGCAACACGCAACACAAAAUGGGCAUCCGACUGGCGGGGGAUUCUCGGCAAAAGGAUGCUGCUCAUCUGCGCCUUAGUCCUGAUCCUUGGACUCGUCCAGGGGCGGCCCAACACGAGUGCUGUGGGCGUGGCGUCGGCCAAGGAUGCAGUCACCCAACUUAAUCUGCCCAUGGACGUGGAUGUGGGUCUGGAUCCAACACAAUCGGCAAAAUUGCCUCGUUCGGAGGCACUGAAAUCCAGCGACCAGGAUGCGGAAAGCGGCGAAGCGCACAAGAUGGAAAGGUAUCCACUCUCCAGCGUGGAUUUUGCCCGGGUAAAGACGCCUUUCAUCAUCGGAAUCUGGAUUUUAUCUGCCAGUAUAGCCAAAAUCGGUUUCCAUAUGACGCCCAAACUGCAUCUUAUAUUUCCGGAGUCGUGCCUGCUGAUUGUCGUGGGCGUGGUCAUUGGGGUGGUGCUCUAUUUUUGCACCGACGUCGCCGUCUCCCCGCUGACCCCCAACACCUUCUUCUUUUAUAUGCUGCCACCGAUUAUCCUGGACGCCGGAUACUUUAUGCCCAAUCGAUUGUUCUUCGACAACCUGGGCACCAUCCUGCUGAUGGCGGUGGUCGGAACCAUCUUCAACAUAGCCACCAUCGGUGGCUCGUUGUACGCCUGCGGAAGGAUGGGCAUUUACGGGGAGGGCGAGACUCCGAAUCUGAUGGACGUAUUUCUGUUUGCCUCCCUCAUAUCCGCCGUGGAUCCGGUGGCUGUUUUGGCCGUGUUCGAGGAGAUACACGUCAACGAGAUCCUGUACAUUGUCGUCUUUGGCGAGUCCUUGCUGAAUGAUGCCGUUACGGUUGUGAUGUACCACAUGAUGGAGUCCUACAAUGAAAUUGGUUUGGAUAAAAUCAUCGCCCAGGACAUUGCCAGCGGUGUGGGUUCCUUCUUCGUGGUUGCACUAGGUGGCACUGCCAUAGGCAUCAUCUGGGGCUUUCUAACUGGUCUGGUGACCCGAUUCACAGAUCAUGUGCGUGUCAUAGAACCCAUUUUCAUAUUUGUAAUGGCUUACUUGGCCUAUCUCAAUGCGGAAAUCUUUCACAUGAGCGGCAUUUUAGCCAUCACUUUCUGUGGUAUAACGAUGAAAAAUUAUGUGGAAUCGAAUAUCUCACAAAAGUCGCAUACGACUGUUAAAUAUGCCUUGAAGAUGUUGUCCAGUUCGGCGGAGACCAUUAUCUUUAUGUUCCUGGGCGUGGCCACUGUGAACAAUAUGCACGUAUGGAAUACGUGGUUUGUGGUGCUGACCAUUGCCUUCUGCUCUGUGUUUCGUGUUAUUGGUGUCAUCUUGCUUUCGGCCCUGGCAAAUCGCUUCCGCCUGCACAAGUUGUCCAGGGUGGAUCAGUUUGUGAUGUCCUACGGCGGAUUGCGUGGUGCUGUGGCCUUUGCCCUGGUCCUCCUGGUCGACGAGAAUGUGGUCAAGCAGAAGAACAUGUUUGUUACCACCACGAUAGCUGUGAUUUACUUUACUGUCUUCCUGCAAGGCAUCACCAUCAAGCCGCUGGUCAAGAUCCUCAAUGUGAAGCGGGCCAACAAACGCAAGCCAACCAUGAACGAGCGCAUUCAUGAGAGGUUUAUGGAUCACUUGAUGGCGGGCAUUGAGGAUAUUGUGGGCAAGACAGGAAACUAUAAUGUGCGUGAUAAGUUCAAGCGUUUCGACAAUCGCUUCAUUCGCCCGCUGCUGAUCAGAGAUCUCAAGGGCGCUGAACCGAAGAUCAUUGAGACGUACUCCAAACUGACCAUGCGCGAUGCCAUGGAGGUGAUGAGGCGGAAUCCAUCCACCAUUGGCCAGAUGACGGGCACCGAAUCGAUGAGCGCCCUGUUCCGGAAUUAUACCAAUAACUAUAUUGGGGGCAGGUGGGCACCGCCAACCAUAUACACCACAUGUCCCAGUCUGACAAAUCUAGACAAUACCUGUUCGCGUAAUCUGGACAUGGCUGAGCUGGAUUAUAAUCCAUCCAAGAAGGAUCUGACUGAUGCCAGGAUCCAUCAUCUGUUGGCCGAAGAACUGAAGCCUUAUAGAAGGGCCUCAAUACAAAUGCACCGUCGUCUUAGUUAUAGCCGACACGCAGUAGAUGACAGAGAUUUGUCAACCCAGGUCAAUUACAAAAUGCAAAUGAACUUCAGGCGCAUGUUCAAUGAUCGCAAACAUCACAAACGCAGCAAACGUGGGGCCAGCAAUAAGGAGGCCAAGGAGAACGUUAAGCAGAAUCAUGUCUCGUUUCACGAUUUUCAACAGAACGGCACCACCAAGCAGCUCACCAAUGACUAUAUUAACAAUGUGCUUAAUGAAACAGCCGAGGAGUGCCAACAGAAUCCCAACGAGAUCAAUGUUGUUGGCCCCAGCGACGAUUGGGAUGAUGGCCUGACCUUCACCGCCAAGUCAUCACCUGACUCGGAUCGUGCCAAUAACAAUUCCCUGAUAGCCCACAUCCAAAACCUGCCGGGCUUCGAUGCCUCCAAGGCGCGUAUCGUCGUCCAGCAUUAUGCGCCCAGGGUCGACGACAGUCCGGAAACAGAUCUAGAUUCGCCGGACCAGGCUGUUGGGCCCACGGCCGCCGAAUUGAUAUUGCCGUGGCGGCGGGAUCGUUCAUACCAGAGCAUUGUGGCCGAGCAUCCCAUUCCCGAGGAGGAUCGCAAUUUGUCCCGCGAAUCCGACGGAGAGAGGCGUGUGGCCACGCCCACCGCCACGGAAUCCCAGCUGCCGUGGAAGCGCCAGGGUGACGAAUGCACGGAUGCAGUGCAGCAGAACGAGUUCCCGGCUUGGGCCUCGAACAAGGAGUACUUGGCCUACAAUUCCCCCAGUGCAACAUUCCUAGGUGGUAUAAACAAGCCUAAACAGCCCAAGUCCGUCAUAGGUCUCUUCCGGCGUGAGAGUUCCAGUUCGAAGGCCGGAAGCGUAGGCAUCGGCAGCACAGGGGCCGUGGACACCGCCGCCAGUGGCUCCGUGGAUCCGAUGGUUGUGCCCAUGUCCACCCAACCGCCCAACGCUCCGUCGACGUCGAUGCACAAUCCGCGGCUGGACAAGCGCUCCCAGUCGAUAUCGUCCGGUUCGCUGGGUGCCGGAGCCCAUCAGCUCGGUACGGAUGGUCACUCCGGUCCAUUUCCGGUCACGGCCAGUCACCGGCGUAAUGUGCGCAGGGGCUCCAUGCUGGAGCUGAGCGGACUCAUUGCAACUGGACGCAGGCCCAGUAGAAUAUUGCAAUUUAGUCCGGGAACAACUAAUUUACUAGUGUCAGCCACGUUCACAACUCCUUCUCCUCCACCUCCUUCUACUUGUACUUCAACAACAACUACAACAACAACUACAGUAAAUACAACAACCACAUCAACCAACAACAACAACACCAACAAUUCAACAGAAACAACAUCUGCAAGUGCGACUAACUCGACGCCAACCUCCCCGAGAUCGGAGGAUAGCGCCACAUAUGCGUACUGCCCAAAAGACACAAUACCCGAGGAGUCGUCGUACCAGCAUGGACACUCCAAGUCCUUGUGCGAGCCGGCGGAUUCGGAUGACUGGGAGGGAGCACCACUUUCCACCGCCGCCGCCGGCGAGGCCAACAGCGAGCGAAUGAUGCGACUGAGCGGCAGGGAGCCGCUCCUGCCACGCCCCUCCAACACACCACGCGCCCAGAUCCGUCGCAUGAAUGCGGGAGCGGUGGGCGGAGCAGCUGUUAGCCAGGCGGGCCGCAAAAACCAAGUGACAAAGGCCCUCUUGGACUACGAGGAUUCCGAAACGGACUCCGAGGAGAAUGAUGACGAUGACGAUGACGAUGAUGAGGACGAGGACUUUGAUUCGUACGACGAUGAGAACAUUGUGGUCACCACCUUUACGACACCGGCCACGGGCAGGAGAUCGGGUUCCAGUCCGGGUUCAGGAUCGGAAGCCAACGCCACCACCAUGACGACGACGACGACAAGCAUUCGGCUGACCCGCAAUAACGACGAGAGCAUCAUUUGAGUGUCGAGCACAGACGGUGACGCGGGGGAGGAACUGGAGGAUGACGGGGAUCAUCUGCCAACGGAAUCAGUACCACCACCCCAGAAUCUGAAACGUUCACGGCGAAGCCUGUUCCCGUACGAGAUGUUCUACUAACUCUGGAACACAUCCCACACACACACACACAAACACACAUUUAUAUGACCUAGUUUGUAAGCCCAAAGCUGACAGAAAGUUGCAAAAUAGUUUGCCCCAAAAAAGAAAUGGUUUAAAACAAAAAGCUUUAUAAUUAUAAUUAUAACCACACAAAUCGGACAAGGCUUAGAUAUACGAGAGUAGCGAAAAAAUUGUAUAUAAAACCAGAUUUGAACUACAAAUUAAUUUCCUCUUGAUCGUUUAAGUCGCUUCUUAAGAUUUUUAACUUCCAGUUUAUGUUUAGUGUUUAGUCCCGAUCGAUUGUUAUUAUGUACCACAGACGUGUAUAUCCAAAAAACCGAUUUAUUAAUUACAGCUAAUGUGUUCCAAAAUAGCAAGCAAGCAAAUUAAUUGUGUAAUAACUAACAAAGCGUAGCCAAAGUUCUUAUUAAGCCCAUUACUAAAACUGAUUUCAUUGUUUAUAGUUUAGUUAAAAUGUACUAAAUUGAGAUCACAUUGUGUGUUGCUAAAAGUACUUAAGCGCGUACUUAGUUCGAUAACAUAGUUAAAACGCAGAGUUUAGUUCAAUUUUAGCCUUAGUUAAUAAAGAGUUUAAAGUAAUUCAUUUCUGUAUAGCCGCAGAGUCAGAACUAAGAAGAAUUCAGCAAAGUUUUUCUCAGCUGAAACUGUAAUUGAAGUAACUCGAAACAUUCAUGUAAUGCAUUUUUUUAAAUAUCAGAAUUGCUAAUUUGAAAUCACUUAAAUGUGUGAUUUUUUUGAGAAAUUUUAAAUUUUGAUGGAGUUUCAUGUGACCCCUAAAUAACGCCAUAGAGACAGUUGAGUAAAACUUUGGCUGGCCUUAACUAUAAAUAUACACAAAUCAAGUAACUAAUUGUGGACAGAUAAAUAGACAGAGUUAUGUAAUUUAUAAAUUAUUUUUGUAAACAUUUACGAGCGAUAAAGAUAAAAAUAACAAAUGGUGGAAAUGUUAGAACGAAAGAGAGUUUUGCGAACGAUUUUGUGUGGAAUUUGAGUGUAUGACUAGGAUUGAGCUAACCGAAGCAUAAAAAGAAAAGAUAGACAUGCUCAAAACCAAGUAAAAUAAACUAGAAAUAGCUGAAUACAAGUAAAUUCACUAUGCUGACGUAGAUUUGAAAUUGCAUUAGACGAAUAGACGAAUAAUUUUCAGACCAGACCCAAGGGGACACACGAUACGGAGCCAACUGAGAAUACAGUAGCCAAUAUCCAGAAUGGGAUAUAUUCUGGAACCUACCUACCUAAAAAUAUUUUUUCUGGGACAGCAAACGGUAUAUCGUGAAAAUGGAAAGCAUACUUACCUACUACGAGUAAUACAAUAUAUACAUAUAUAUUUUCUAACUCAUGUGCAACUGGCCUAGUACCAAACUUUAAUUUAACCAUCUACCUAUUACUUAAGUAGUUUGUAUUCGCAUUAUGUUCUAUCCAAGAAAUUGCCUUCUGAAUAUGCACACCAGAUCAGAUAGAAUUGGUUAACUUAGUUUGUUUCUUAUUUUAUUUUAAUCAGAAAGACAAUAAACAGCUUCGAGGUUUACGUGAUCUUGGAAAUUGUCAUUUCAAUAAAUAUUUAAUGGAAAAACAAAAAA
Messenger RNA from Drosophila gunungcola (fruit fly), 6481 nucleotides. It is a transcript of the gene Nhe2, whose product is annotated as sodium/hydrogen exchanger 3. The transcript has 22 exons. The coding region runs from base 492 to 4745 and encodes 1417 amino acids. The record is from RefSeq and is a predicted model, not a curated record. Lineage: Eukaryota; Metazoa; Arthropoda; Insecta; Diptera; Drosophilidae. Gene Ontology annotation, biological process: sodium ion transport; regulation of pH; proton transmembrane transport. Gene Ontology annotation, cellular component: membrane. Gene Ontology annotation, molecular function: sodium:proton antiporter activity.